Messenger RNA from Drosophila willistoni, 1695 nucleotides. RefSeq names its product actin-related protein 2/3 complex subunit 2 (gene Arpc2). Lineage: Eukaryota; Metazoa; Arthropoda; Insecta; Diptera; Drosophilidae. The transcript is spliced from 8 exons. Gene Ontology annotation, biological process: actin filament polymerization; Arp2/3 complex-mediated actin nucleation. Gene Ontology annotation, cellular component: actin cytoskeleton; Arp2/3 protein complex. Gene Ontology annotation, molecular function: actin filament binding; structural constituent of cytoskeleton. The coding region runs from base 569 to 1474 and encodes 301 amino acids. The record is from RefSeq and is a predicted model, not a curated record.
UAUAGCUACAACUGCAGCUCUACUGGUUAAACUGAUUUGUAUCCAAAAGUGAAAUUUAAAAUGUUUACAAGCAUUUAAAAUUAUAAAUUGCAGCUGCAAUCGAUACUAGCAUUUACUAAACAAAGUUAGUUAAUGUUAUUAAACGUCUACGAUUGGCCAAUAAAAGGAAAAUCCAAUUUGUCUGUGUGUCCGCGUGUGUGUAUAUGUAUUGGAAUUUGUGACCAAAAAAGCCGACAUUAGCCAACAGCAGCAGCAGCAAAAAAGAAGAAAAACACAGUUGCGCCCAUUUGUGUGUUGUUGUUGUUGUUGUUGAUUCAUUAAAUACGCUGCAGUCGCCCCCGCUCCCGCCUACCCACUCACUUGCUUAUUUGCUGCUAUCGGCUCUCUUUAUCUCUUUCUCUCUCUCACACCUCUCCACUUGGAGAAGAAACACAGUUACCGCUGUCGUCGUCGCAGUCGUUGUAGAAGCCCGGGAGCGGCUAAAGAAGGCAACGUCAUAAAAAAUCAAAGAAAGAGCAAAUAAAUUUGUCAUCAAUAAGCGAAACUUUUAUAAAAUCAAAUAUUCACUAUGAUCUUGCUGGAAAUCAAUAAUCGCAUCAUCGAGGAGACCCUUUUGCUUAAAUAUCGCAAUGCCCAGGCCGGACUUAAAACAGAAUCGAUCGAUAUACGAAUAGCAGACUUUGAUGGUGUUCUUUAUCACAUUUCCAAUGUGAACGGCGAUAAAACGAAAGUUCGGAUCAGCAUAUCAUUAAAGUUUUAUAAGCAACUGCAAGAACAUGGUGCCGAUGAACUGCUUAAACGUGAAUACGGAAGUCUGUUGACAGACACAGAAGAAGGAUAUAAUGUUUCUGUACUUAUUAAUCUGGAAGAUAUACCAUCUGAUUAUGAGCAAAUUGUUAAAAAGAUUGGCUUAUUAAAACGUAAUUGUUUUGCCUCAGUAUUUGAGAAAUAUUUCGACUUCCAAGAGCAAGGCGAAGAGGGUCAAAAGAGAGCCGUUAUCAAUUAUCGCAAUGAUGAAACACUUUAUGUCGAGGCCAAGCCCGAUCGUGUCACUGUUGUCUUUAGUACCAUUUUUCGGGACGAGGAUGAUGUCAUCAUUGGCAAAGUAUUUAUGCAGGAAUUGAGAGAGGGACGCCGUGCCUCGCAUACAGCGCCACAAGUGCUCUUCUCGCAUCGCGAACCGCCACUGGAAUUGGCCAAUACGGAUGCCAGAGUGGGCGAUAAUAUUGGUUAUGUUACUUUUGUGCUCUUCCCACGACAUACCAAUAAAGAAACCAGGGAUAAUACCAUCAAUUUAAUACAAAUGUUCCGAGAUUAUUUGCAUUACCACAUCAAGUGUUCAAAGGCCUAUAUUCAUUCGCGUAUGCGUGCAAAAACCUCAGAUUUUCUUAAGGUGCUAAAUCGUGCAAGGCCCGAACCCAAAAACACGGAGAAGAAAACUAUAACGGGGAGAACAUUUAUACGCAAAGAAUGAUAAAAUGUUGUCGUUCAGUAAGUUUAGUUGUUUUUAUAUAUAAAAGAUAUAAAAAUAUUGAAAUUUGUGUAAACUGAAAAGCAGAAUUUUUGGCAAAAAGAAACAUAACAAAGUAUUCCAAAACAAUAUAAAAAAAAAAAUGAAACGUUAAGUCUAAAAAUGUAAGCUCAGUAAAAUCAUACAAAAUGAACAAAGAAUUAAUACAUAGUUAAACAAAUGAA